Messenger RNA from Tupaia belangeri chinensis (Chinese tree shrew), 2048 nucleotides. It is a transcript of the gene HRH3, whose product is annotated as histamine receptor H3. The record is from RefSeq and is a predicted model, not a curated record. Bases 1 to 1590 code for a protein of 529 amino acids. Lineage: Eukaryota; Metazoa; Chordata; Mammalia; Scandentia; Tupaiidae. Gene Ontology annotation, cellular component: dendrite; synapse; plasma membrane. Gene Ontology annotation, molecular function: histamine receptor activity; G protein-coupled serotonin receptor activity; G protein-coupled acetylcholine receptor activity. The transcript is spliced from 5 exons. Gene Ontology annotation, biological process: adenylate cyclase-inhibiting G protein-coupled acetylcholine receptor signaling pathway; chemical synaptic transmission; G protein-coupled receptor signaling pathway, coupled to cyclic nucleotide second messenger.
AUGGGAAAGGCGGUCGCCUUCGAGCCAGGCUGUCCUCUGCCACCAGGCAUCCUCUACUGGGCUCACCCUUCAGGACAGCACACGGAUAAGCCACUCAAGAGCCCACGGGGCCCCAGGUGUCUCCACCAGGGCCUCUGGCAUUGCCAGGGUGGCAAGAUUGAGCCAGGGCAGGAGACGCUCCUGGAAAACCUCCACGGUCGUCACGAGGGCACUGGCAGACGAGGAGCUUUGCCCCUGGCCUUUGACUGCCACACAGGGGAUGCCAGCGAGGUGCCGGGCCGGGGUGUCCCCGUGCUGCUCCGUGGUGACACUGACACCAGGGGCAGCUGCGGGGAGGUGGGGCUGCCCCUCCUGAGCUUCCUGCUCAGCGUCCUGGGAUGCAUCGUGGCCACGGUGCUGGGCAACGCGCUCGUCAUGCUCGCCUUCGUAGCCGACUCGAGCCUCCGCACCCAGAACAACUUCUUCCUGCUCAACCUCGCCAUCUCCGACUUCUUCGUGGGCGCCUUCUGCAUCCCUCUGUAUGUCCCCUACGUGCUGACCGGCCGCUGGACCUUCGGCCGUGGCCUCUGCAAACUCUGGCUGGUGGUGGACUAUCUGCUGUGCACCUCGUCUGUCUUCAACAUCGUGCUCAUCAGCUACGACCGCUUCCUGUCCGUCACCCGGGCCGUGUCAUACCGAGCUCAGCAGGGCGACACACGGAGGGCAGUGCGGAAGAUGGUGCUGGUAUGGGUGCUGGCCUUCCUGCUCUACGGCCCGGCCAUCCUGAGCUGGGAGCACCUGUCGGGCGGCAGCUCCAUCCCUGAGGGCCACUGCUACGCCGAGUUCUUCUACAACUGGUACUUCCUCAUCACGGCCUCCACGCUCGAGUUCUUCACGCCCUUCCUCAGCGUGGCCUUCUUCAACCUCAGUAUCUACCUGAACAUCCAGAGGCGUGCUCGCCUCCGCCUGGACCGGGCCCGCGAGCCAGCCGGCCCGGAGCCCCCGCCCGAGGCCCAGCCCUCGCCACCCCCGCCGCCACCUGGUUGCUGGGGCUGCUGGCAGAAGGGGCACGGAGAGGCCAUGCCCCUACACAGGUACGGGGUGGGCGAGACGGCCCCUGGGGCCGAGGCCGGGGAGACAGCCCCCGGGGGCAGCAGUGGUGGGGGUGCCAUGGCCUCGCCCACCUCCAGCUCUGGCAGCUCCUCAAGGGGCACCGACAGGCCGCGCUCACUCAAGAGGGGCUCCAAGCCAUCCGCAUCUUCUGCGUCCCUGGAGAAGCGCAUGAAGAUGGUGUCCCAGAGCAUCACCCAGCGCUUCCGGCUGUCACGGGACAAGAAGGUGGCCAAGUCUCUGGCCAUCAUCGUGAGCAUCUUCGGGCUGUGCUGGGCCCCCUACACCCUGCUGAUGAUCGUCCGUGCUGCCUGCCACGGCCGCUGCGUCUCUGACCACUGGUACGAGACGUCCUUCUGGCUUCUGUGGGCCAACUCGGCCGUCAACCCUGUCCUCUACCCACUGUGCCACUACAGCUUCCGCCGGGCCUUCACCAAGCUGCUGUGCCCCCAGAGACUCAAGGUCCAGCCCCACGGCUCCCUGGAGCAGUGCUGGAAGUGAGCUGCCUCCGGCCCCACUACCACACCCCUCUGGGCCCUCCUUGGGUUCCCGCAUGGCCUGGCCACACUGCCCCUGGCUAGCUCGGCCCCCAGGGAGAGUCUUGCCUUGACCAUGUCCUGCCCCACAUGCCACGACUGCCUCAGCCCUUCUGCUCACUGAGGAGGCAGUGUGACAGGCUGGUCUCAGAGGCCCUCACCCGCUCCGUGGGAAUGAGGGUGGCCCAUGCUGCCACUCGCAGCCAGGCUGCACCCAGGUGGGACCAUGCCCAGUCCCGCCCUGCUGCCCACCCCAUGCAGUGCAGCGGCUGUGCCAUCCACCCUCUGCUCAAUCACAAGUGUGUUCUUCCGAAGCAAAUGCUUGGUGUGCACUCCAUGGCUCCUGCGCGUGCACACACACAUGCGCGCAUACGUACAUGCACACCCACGCGCAUACGCACACACCCACAGAUGUGCACACCC